AUGGUGACACUGGUGACGUCGGUGACGUCGGUGACACUGGUGACGUCGGUGACUCUGGUGACACUGGUUACAUCGGUGACUCUGGUGACACUGGUUACAUCGGUGACACGUCGUCAACAAGUCACUGGUGACAUCGGUGACAAUGGUGACACUGGUGACGUCGGUGACGUCGGUGACACUGGUGACGUCGGUGACGUCGUGAUUAGUGAUCCAGUGCAUACUCUCGGUGAUGAAGCGCUCCGUGCGCGCCGCCCCCGUAACAGACCCUCUGCAUCGGUGAAAAGUCACCCAUACUCCGGCUUGUCAAUAAACAUCAACACCGCGCCAACGCCCCACGCCCCCAUCAUACAAAGUUACAAGAUGGAAAACAACUGCACAUCCUGCAACCUACGAAGAAACAAGAUAAAAGAAGCCAUGGACGAGGCUAAAUCACUUCGCGUUGCAAACGGAAAACUCAUCAAUGCGCUGUUCAAGCUUACCACAAUUAUUAAAUCCAAUCCUGGAUUAUAUAGACCUAUUGACAACUAUCAGAUUGGACACACAAAUACCUGUGCUCCAAUCUACAACCCUAUAAGCCUCCCUGAAGCAUCCGUAAACGUAGCACCAACCACCAGUAACCACCCAACAGAGGUGUUUACUUCUUAUAGAAGCCACCACGGAAACUCUGAAAGGGCUAGACACCACAAAAGCUUUGAGAGCGCCGAGGAUAAUAACAUUUGCACCAGCACCACCGCAGAC
Iphiclides podalirius (scarce swallowtail) is the source of this 738-nucleotide messenger RNA. Lineage: Eukaryota; Metazoa; Arthropoda; Insecta; Lepidoptera; Papilionidae. The record is from the annotation of a GenBank genome assembly.